Messenger RNA from Dicrocoelium dendriticum, 762 nucleotides. The record is from the annotation of a GenBank genome assembly. Lineage: Eukaryota; Metazoa; Platyhelminthes; Trematoda; Plagiorchiida; Dicrocoeliidae.
AUGAGUUUCCUCUUCGGAUCUCGGAAGACUGUUGAUGAACAGCUUAGAGCAAACAAGCGCGCCGUCGCUCGUGCCGUCCGUGAGCUUGAUAGUGAAAAGCGAAGGCUCGAACAAGAUAAUACGCGAUUGAAAGGGGAGAUUAAAAAGCUUGCCAAACAAAAUGAAAUGGACCCCGUUCGGAUACUCGCAAAGCAAUUGAUUAGAAAUAAUCAUUACAUUAAACGGUUCACUUUAAUGAGGACAAAUCUGGAGGUACGUUGCAUUUCUGUUUCGCAUCAUCAUACACUAGGCCGUGGGAUUGAAAUUGCAAACUCUCAAAUCCACCAACGCGAUGGCUCAGACUAUGAAACACAUCAUUCAGGUUAUGAAGCGCAUGAAUGCUUCAGUAGGCUCCCGCAACUGCAGCAAAUUAUGAUGAAGUUUGAAAAGGAAUCUGGCAUGCUAGAUGCCAAGGAAGAAAUGAUGUCUGAUGCUAUUGAUGACGCCUUGGGAGAUGAUGACGUCGACGAGUCUGAGAACGUUGUCAAUGCAAUUUUGGCUGAGCUGGGGAUCGAAAUGAACGAACAGUUGGCCGGAUUACCAAAUCCAUCUGGCACUAUAGGCACCGGGGUUGCAUCCGAUUUCGGGCGCACGCCUAUACCAGCAAGCGGUCCAGCAGGUCCAGGAGGUGGCGGCGGCGUCGGUCCUGCUCCCAAUUCAGCCGAUGGCACAAUCGACGAAGACGACUUAGAAGCCCGGCUUGCUCGGUUAAAGCGAAACUAG